Cylindrotheca closterium is the source of this 1719-nucleotide messenger RNA. The record is from the annotation of a GenBank genome assembly. Lineage: Eukaryota; Bacillariophyta; Bacillariophyceae; Bacillariales; Bacillariaceae.
AUGAACAACAGCAGUGCUAUCGAUACUACAAACAACAACAAUGAUGACGCAACCGCCGCCGCCUACACGUACAGCAGUAUGCCAUCCACAAUCCAGCAACGUGUGAUAUCGUCGAUCCAGAUACCUGUUUCCAUCUUUUCAUUGAUUGGCUCGUCACUGAUUGUGUACAACAUCAUCCGAAAGAACAGCAGCAACAGCAGCAAAAACACGCCACAUCGAAGAAUCAUGCUUGCGUUGAGUGUAUCCAACAUAAUUUCGACACUAGGAUGGAUGCUCCAACCAUUCUUAGUGCCAAGAAAAAAUGUGCCAGACCCAUGGGUCUAUGCAGUCGGGAACGAUGCCUCGUGUGUCAUGUUGGGUGCCAUAUCGCAAUUUAGCGUCAUUUCACAACCCUUGUAUUUGGCAUUCUUGUCACUGUACUUUCUCUUGACGGUCAAGUUUGGAGUCAAGCAACGGGACUUUGAAGCCAAAUACGAACGAUGGAUACAUGCAUCCAUCGUCCUAAUAGCUGUGUCCACAGCCAUGGGAGGAAUUUUCCUUGGAUUAUUUCGCCCCAAUGUAAUAUCCCCUGGUUGUUGGGUGAACCACGACCCUCAAGACGAGGGAUGCAACGGACGCUGGUGUAGAGAAAAGACUUUUGCGCUUGUGUUUGGUGCCAUCCCAUCCUUGGCGAGUCUUUUGGUCAUUUUUGGCAGCAACUUGAUGUUGUACGUUCAUGUACGAACAACUGUGAUUGAAGGACAGAAGAAGUCCAUGAGCAGCGAAAUGAAGUUGACAGACUUUCAAGCGUCGUUGAUGUCGUCGUCACCAGCACCUCUACCACCAGGGUCCACGUCACGGACUUUCAGCGAUACGCAACAGCAGCAGCAGCAGCAGCAGCAGCAAGUGGACGAAUGCAAUGUCGGGACGCGGGAAGAAGCAGUCGAUGCCCGCAAGAAGUAUACUCAUUCCAAUGCCUCAUUUAGUGAUAUCAGUGUCUGGAGCGGCGUCGGAGGUGGCGACGCCAAAAGGAGCGUCUUGAGGUCUUCCAACAAGCAGUGGAAGCGAGUUCGACAGGUGGGGCGUCAAGCCUUUCUUUAUGUCGGUGCCUACCUUCUUGCGUUUUCAUGGAGCCUUGCAUUGCACUGCUGUCUGAUUAUUCUCGAUGUUGAGCACCGACAAGGAUCUGAAGAUGUAGUGUUCCCAUUGAUGGUGUUACAAGCGAUCUUUGGCGGUUCGCUGGGCUUUAGUCUGGCCCUAAUAUUUUUCCUUCCAAAAAUCAAACAGGCUCGAAGGAAAUAUGACUGUGAGCCUUGGUGGUGGGUCUUUCAGCAAGUUAUCACUGGAGAAGCUGAAAAAGUCGAGCGCUUUUCUGGCAUCUCAAUCGCCAGCAGUGUAAAAGGCACCACCAGCACUCGGCAUCGGGACGUCGUCAUGCCCAAAAAGAACAAGAACUGGAACACCACAGGGCAGUCUAAAAACUCCCGACAACAAGAACAAGAACAACAAGAACAACAACAAGUACCCAGUGCCAUAAGCAUGAGCGCAAUGGUGAAUAUGUCGGAAAGCAUUUCUAUUGACGAUUUGAUUGAAGAAGAAGAAGAAGAAGCAGAUAUGGAUACAGCCGGUACGGAGUUGGAGCAUCAUCAUGAUGAUUCCGAAGCCUGCGACCACCAUCACCACCACCACCACCACCGAGAAGGUAGCAGUUUUAGUUUUGAUGAAGAGUUUGGAGAAUAG